This is a messenger RNA of Hevea brasiliensis (rubber tree), 2731 nucleotides long. Its product is annotated as protein ANTI-SILENCING 1. NCBI's taxonomy places the organism in Eukaryota, Viridiplantae, Streptophyta, Magnoliopsida, Malpighiales, Euphorbiaceae. Bases 709 to 1800 code for a protein of 363 amino acids. The transcript is spliced from 13 exons. The record is from RefSeq and is a predicted model, not a curated record. Gene Ontology annotation, molecular function: chromatin binding; RNA binding.
CAAAAAUACCAUAAAAGAGGGAAGAGGGUCCAUUACACGCCAAAAAAAAAAUCUUGCAUUAAGAAAGGCGCGCUCUCACGCCGCUGCGCACAGAAUAACCAGCCACAAAAUAGUACGGUGCGGCAAAAGGCCUACUGAGCCAUUUUUUAAAUAGAGGCCAUAGGGUUGAGGAAUUUACACACUCUGCGCAUUUUAGUACUAGCUCUUGCAUUUUCGAUAACCAUAAAUGUGCUUUGCGAUUCCACAGGGCAGAGAGGUUUUGGGUAUUUCUUCUUUGGGUUUGCUGCUUUGUGGUUAAGCUUCUUUGAACCUUCAUUUUGUUCCGCUAGUUUCAAAGUCCUUUCUCUUGCUAGUAGUUGUAUACCCAUUUACGUCUGGCUUUCUUCUUCUCUGUAUCUUUGCUUUUCUGAGCAGAGAUUUUAUUUUCUAUCGCCAGAGCUUGUGAUCCGCAUUUGUAUUUUUUUAUAUCUUGCGUCCAGAGUUAUCUUGGUUGCACUCUACACGGCGUCUGGUGGUCUUCCUCUAGGUUCACAAAGAAUAGCUGACUAAUUGUUCCUAUUGGGAGAUAGAUACGUGAUGUUGCCUCACAAAGACUCUGAUGGAGAAUCUGAUGGAGAAUGAACUUGCAUAUUUCAGUGGGGUAUUAAAAAAGGAGUUGGUCGGACAAACAAAGAUGUCCAUUCCCAUGAUUCAUUUACAUACUAUGGCAUGGAAUACUUUCUUUGUGAUUGUGUUUAUUUUCGCAACGAUGAUGUUGAGACUUACAUUGGUAAGCUUGGGAAGAUCUUUGAGACUCCCAAACAUGAAAAGAAAGUAAAGGUGGUAUGGUUCUUUCGUCCUAGUGAAAUAUGUAAUUUUUUGGGAGAUUAUGAGCCAAGGUGGAAUGAGAUAUUUUUUGCUCUGGUGAGGGAAGCAAUUGUUGAAAAAUGCAAUGUUGUUUGUGCAUCAGAUGACAAGAGAAAUCCUCAAGCAACUGAACAAGAGUUGAGAAUGGCCGACUAUAUUUUCUAUCACAGCUUUGAUGUUGGAGAACAUAGAAUACUAAAGAACUUUGCAAAUCACAUAGAUGGAAUUAAAGUGGAACAUUUUUUCAAUGGAUUGAAAGAUCAAAAAAUCAUUGCUCCUCCCAUUCUCAAGCAAAAUGUGAAAGCGGAUGGUCUUACAGUAAGAGAUGGCAAGUCCAGCAGCAGUUGUCCUGUGGUUAAAGAAACUAAGAAGGUUGCAGCUGGUGUGGGUGAGCAAGAACACAUUUCAAAUGAUACUGGUACUAGUAAAAUUCCGUGCAGCCAAGUUAAUGACAAAGCUAAGAAAGUGAGGGCUUCUGCAGACUCUUCUACUGCUGAUGCAUCAAAUGCCCAACUUCAUAAGAAGAGAAAGUUACUUCAGGAGAAGGAAGGUGCUGUCUCUAGGAAAGUAGGUCCUCAAGUUGCACUAGAUCGUGGUGUCAAAACUGCAAGCAAGAUUUCUUCAAGACCAGAUGCUGAUAAAAGAAAUUGGUUCAAGAAACAAUCUUGGGUAGAAAAAUUGCAGACAGCUAAAGAGGCUGGCACCUUGGUUUUGCCUGAAAAUUUAGACCCAUCCUUUACUUCGUCAGAAAUAGAGGAUCUGGUUUGGCAUGCACUUAACCAAAGGGUCGAUGCAAAGGUGAUACGAAACAGUACUUUUUCGAGCCCAUACUAUGGUAAAGUUUUGGUUAUAUUCAAGUCAAAAGUUGCAGCUGAAUCUGCAAUAUCCAAAUUGCAAAAGAGAUGCCUAAAGUUGGGAGAUGGGAGACCUAUUGUUUGUAGGAGGGUUCUCUAAGGGAUCAUGGUAAUCAUGCCAAUUUCAUUGGCCAUGUGUCUGUUCUCAAAUUCAAGCUAAGGCAAUCUGAAGAAAUGGUAACAGAUAUCGCUAGCAGUUUGUUCUUACUUUCAUUAAGCUGCUGUUAACAUCUGGAUGUUCCAUAAGUGCUAUUAAAAAAAACUAUUGUUGAUGUCUUUCUUAACCUUUUUUUUUUCUCUUUACCAAGCGAAAAGCAGUGUCAACUGCACACUUCUCCCAGCCCAAUACUGUUGAAUAUGAUAUGGCAAUGGAGUGGCGCAUGCUACAGGAGAAGUGUGAUAUGUGUUGGAAGAAAUUGCACAUGUGGCAAGAAGAGGAAAUAAGAGAUGUCCAGAAGCAGCUAAAAAAUGCAGUAUCAUAACUAGUGAAGUUACUGAAACAUCUCAUGUUUUGAACAAAAACAUUCCAUCCUUUUUUGCCCUGAAGUGUGCACUUUUGUUUGUGAAAUGUGGAGGGGCAUGCAAGGGGAGUUUCAUGUUUUUGAAAACUUUAAAAUGAUGUCACUUACAAGGAGAAAGUGUAAAUAGUAGGAACCUCAGAAGGACAAAUUAAUUUUAAUGUAAAUCGUUUCGACGGUAUCGUUCCUGCGUGUUGGGUACAUUCUUGCUCCACAGUUAGAAUAGAAUUUCACAUCUUGCUUUAUGGUGAACGUUCUUACUCAAAUUAUAUAAAUUGCAGCCUUUUCUGGUCAUUUUCUUACUAGCCAAUCCAUUUUUUCUCGUAUGCCUGGUAUAUAUGGGAAGAGUGUUUAUGUUGCUUUGCAUCAAAGAUCACGUGUGUAUGAAAUAUGAUAAUGGAUGUAACUUGAUCAUUCGUAGGAUCCUUAAGUUUCAGUUACUUUUUAUUUAUUUAUUUAUUUUAUGUAAUUAACUUCGAUUUUUUCCAAAAAAAUAAUUGGAGACUUUUUAAU